Molecule: messenger RNA, 1503 nt
Organism: Temnothorax curvispinosus
Lineage: Eukaryota; Metazoa; Arthropoda; Insecta; Hymenoptera; Formicidae
Gene: BckdhA
Product: 2-oxoisovalerate dehydrogenase subunit alpha, mitochondrial
Exons: 8
Coding region: 128-1399 (423 amino acids)
Biological process (GO): branched-chain amino acid catabolic process
Molecular function (GO): oxidoreductase activity, acting on the aldehyde or oxo group of donors, disulfide as acceptor
Source: RefSeq, a predicted model, not a curated record
UACAUACAUGUCUCACGCUGACGUGGAAUAUAUGCGUGACGUACAUACAUAUGUUAGCAUUAUCAGCGCCUACUAUACAUACAUACAUGCUCGUGUCGAGUAAUCGUAGAGGAGGUCUGAACCCGAGAUGAUUACGAGAAACCUAUUCCGAAGCGUUCCACGCUUUCACCGCGCUCUACUACAGACAAAACAAUACAGCACCGGAUCAAGCGAACCGCAGUUCCUGGGAAUCAACACUAACUUUACAGAUAGUGUUCAGUUCGUCAAUGGAGAUAGUUAUGAACCAAUUCCGAUAUAUAGGGUUUUGGAGUUUUCGCAGAAGGCUAAAUUACCUGAAGAUAAAAAGCUAAACGACGCGUAUCUAGUGAAAAUGUAUCGCGAUAUGGUGACCUUAAGCGUCAUGGACAAGAUUAUGUACGAGUCGCAUAGGCAAGGCCGCAUCUCGUUUUACAUGACAAACACCGGCGAAGAGGCUGUACAGAUCGGCUCCGCCGCCGCUUUAACGUUGGAAGACAAGAUCUACGCGCAGUACCGCGAGGCUGGCGUGUUGCUGCACCGCGGGUAUCCAUUAGUGAAGUUCAUGAAUCAAUGUUAUGGCAACUGCGAGGAUGACGGCAAAGGAAGGCAGAUGCCGGUGCACUAUGGUUCCAAAGAGUUAAAUUUCACAACUAUAUCGUCUCCGUUAACAACUCAACUUCCGCAAGCUGUGGGAGCUGCCUACGCCUUUAAGUUGGAUAAAAAGAACGCCUGUGUGGUUUGUUACUUUGGCGAGGGUGCGGCGAGCGAGGGUGAUGCCCACGCGGCGUUCAAUUUCGCAGCCACUCUAUCGUGCCCCAUCAUUUUCAUCUGUCGAAACAACGGAUAUGCCAUCUCCACGCCAGCGAGGGAACAGUUUAAGGGGGAUGGUAUCGCGGCCAAGGGUCCGGCUUACGGAAUUAAUACGAUCCGAGUGGACGGCAACGACGUGAUCGCGAUGUACAAUGUCACAAAAAGUGCCAAGAAGUUCUGCGUAACACAACAGAAACCCGUCUUGAUAGAAGCCAUGACCUACAGACUCGGACAUCACAGCACGUCGGAUGACUCCACGGCUUAUCGAUCGAUCGACGAGAUCGCUCAAUGGAACGCCCAUCCGCCGCUUGCAAAGUUCCGUCUGUAUCUGGAGUCGCUUGGAUUAUGGUGUGAAAAGAGAGAGCAGGAAUUAAUAAAUUCCACGAAGAAAGAAAUCCUUCGCGCCAUUGAGGAUGCAGAACGAAAGUCUAAGCCACACUGGGAGAAUCUAUUUACAGAUGUCUACAAGGAAAUCCCUGAUCACAUCAGGAAGCAAAUGAGUCUAAUGGAGAAGCAUUUAGAAGAAUUCAAAGAACAUUAUCCAUUAAGCUCUUUCACGCAUACAAAGUAAGGGGGAGGAAUUUAUCUUUUGUUUAAAUGUUGUGAAUUUUUAUACUCUUUUAUUUUAAUAAUAUAAAGUCCUAAAUAAUUAACAGAACACUGUAUAAGAACACU